Melitaea cinxia (Glanville fritillary) is the source of this 3058-nucleotide messenger RNA. RefSeq lists its product as uncharacterized. The transcript is spliced from 15 exons. The coding region runs from base 29 to 2134 and encodes 701 amino acids. The record is from RefSeq and is a predicted model, not a curated record. Lineage: Eukaryota; Metazoa; Arthropoda; Insecta; Lepidoptera; Nymphalidae.
UUCUUUUUGUUUAGGAGGAGACAUCACUAUGAAGGGCAAAGUGUCGGGCUUAGCGUGGCUAGGCUUACUCUUACUACAGUCUUCAUUUGUGCUUAGUCGAAUCGCUUUCGAGAAGCUCACUGAUGUUGACUUUUCGGGCACUGCCUACUACACAGUACGCAACUUGUCGCUGUACGAGUGCCAUGGAUGGUGCAGAGAAGAGCCCGAUUGUCAGGCAGCUUCAUUCAGUUUCGUGCUGAAUCCUUUAACUCCAGUUCAAGAAACUCGCUGUUUACUGCAGAAUGAUACUCAAGCGAAUAAUCCUAUGGCCACACCGCAGCGUUCAGUUAACACGUACUACAUGGUGAAACUACAAGUGCGUUCGGAGGGUGUGUGCUUGCGGCCGUGGGCAUUCGAAAGAGUGCCAGGCAAGUCGCUGCGGGGACUGGACAAUAGUAUAAUCUACACCUCCACCAAAGAGGCCUGCCUCGCUGCCUGCCUCAAUGAGAAAAAGUUCCCAUGCCGGUCUGCGGAGUAUGAAUACGGAAGUAUGCGUUGCGCUCUCAGUGAUUCUGACAGACGCACUGCGCAGCCAUUUGUGCAGCUCGUUGAUACACCCGGCGCUGACUACUUUGAGAAUUUGUGCCUGAAGGCGUCGCAAGCAUGCAAAGGAUCUAGAAUAUUUACGGCGCCCCGAGUGGGAGUCGCCGAGGAUAAAGUAGCGCAGUACGCUGGCUUACACUACUACACUGACAAGGAGCUCCAGGUGACAUCAGAAUCAGCUUGUCGGCUCGCGUGUGAAAUUGAAUCCGAGUUCUUGUGUCGAUCCUUCUUAUAUCUCGGAGCACCUCACUCGUCCACAUACAACUGCCGUCUUUACCAUCUUGACCAUAACACCUUACCAGAUGGACCCUCAGCAUACCUGAAUGCUGAAAGACCUUUGAUCGACGAUGGAGAACCUAUUGGAAAAUACUUUGAAAACUUCUGUGAGAAGCCAGCUGCCACUCCGAGCGGAGAGUUGCCUGUCUCAAUAGAACACCAUCAAGAUACCAACAUGUCUAACAACUUAACGAGAAACGACGCCAAUUGUGACAAGACUGGUACCUGCUAUGACGUGUCCGUUCACUGCAAAGAUACAAGGAUCGCUGUGCAAGUUCGUACAAAUAAGCCGUUCAACGGAAGGAUUUACGCAUUAGGUCGUUCAGAAACUUGCAACAUAGAUGUAGUUAACAGCGAUCUCUUCAGAUUGGACCUUACAAUGGCAGGACAGGAUUGUAACACGCAGAGUGUGACCGGUGUGUACUCUAACACUGUCGUUCUUCAACAUCACAGCGUGGUCAUGACGAAAGCGGAUAAGAUUUACAAAGUGAAAUGCACAUACGACAUGAGUUCAAAGAACAUCACAUUUGGAAUGGUGCCCAUCAGAGACCCGGAGAUGAUUUCUAUCACUGCGGCUCCGGAGGCACCGCCACCGCGUAUCCGCAUCCUGGACAGCCGCCAGCACGAGGUGGAGACCGUCCGCAUCGGAGACAAGCUCACUUUCCGCAUCGAGAUACCGGAAGACACUCCUUACGGCAUCUUUGCACGCAGCUGUGUUGCGAUGGCGAAGGAUUCAAAAAGUACUUUCCAGAUUAUCGACGACGAAGGAUGUCCCGUUGAUCCAUCGAUAUUCCCAGCCUUCAUUCCCGAUGGUAACGCACUUCAAUCAGUGUACGAGGCCUUUAGGUUUACGGAGUCUUAUGGUGUUAUAUUCCAGUGCAAUGUGAAAUACUGUCUUGGUCCUUGCGAGCCGGCGGUUUGUGAAUGGGGUAGAGAAUCAAUUGAAUCUUGGGGAAGGAAGAAGCGUUCGCUACCGCACAACGAGACAGGUGAGACUCGGCAAGAGGAAGAUAUGAACAUAUCACAAGAGAUCCUCGUCCUUGACUUCGGCGAUGAGAGACAGAGUACUGACUUCUUACGGUCAGACAAGCCUGGUGGUAGUGCCAGCGAAGCCAACUUUGGUGAAAAAACCGUGACUAUUGUCGAACCGUGCCCCAGCAAGUCCUCCGUCUUGUUGCUUGGCGUCGCCUGUGCUCUACUUGUACUGCUCUACAUCGCGACCAUUUUCUGUUACUACAUGCGGAAGUGGCUCGCACCACCCAAACACAUGUCAUAAAUCCCACUAUCUCCAUAAUCUGUGAAGUAUUUGUAACGUUCCAACGCUUUUCCACAGAGGAACUUGUGAUACAAAUGACUGAUUUGAAAUUCCGCGAUGUCACUCUCAUGUCAUUAUAUCCGUCCAUUUAAUUAAGUUAGGAAUCGUGGUGAAGAUAUUUCGUGUAAUGUAACCACCGCGUAUCUUACGUUUACCUGAUGGUAAUCGAUUGCAUUUGAAAGCAUUUACUAAUUUUAAGUAGUUAUACGAAUGUAGGUACAACAUGUGGCUAAUAUUAAUUAUUAUUAAACAAUACUAUGCGUAUGUUAUAGACGCAACGAAUUUUAACUUUAGUUUUUAUGGUAUGUUUAGGAAAUAGAAUUAAAUUCGGAAUUUGCAUUUACUAAGCGAUAAGCUGUAACUAGGUCAAUUUGAUGUAUUAUCAGUAGGUAUUUAAUUAUUUUGGAAUAGUCCCUGAAAAUUUUUAUCUAACUCAUUCAGUGAUUUGAAGGAACUAUUCUGAAUUUGAACGAUCGGUCUAGUUGAGUAAUAAAUUGGCAGAAUUCUUCAUAAGAAUUAACUUUAAGUUCCAAUAUUUAACGUAAUUGUGCCCAUUUAUGACUUAUAUCAAUAUGUAGUAGCUUUUUUUCUAAAACUUUUACAAAGGUAGAUUGAAAGACAAUCUUGUAAAUAUACUGUUAUCUGUCAGUUUAGGCACUAACAGUUUUAUUUUUCUACGCCUGUUGAACUUUCAGUUGGGUUCUGUUGAAAUAUGACUUAGGAACUGAGUUGUAUUAUGUAUUUUUUAUAUAAUUUUUAUACUUAUGAGACGACAAUAAUAAGUAUUUCUCUUAACCCAACUUGAGAUUUCUUCUUUAUUUAUUUAGAAUAACUUUUAACACCUAUUUAUUUUUUAUUUUAAUAAAUGAAAUAAAUUUGUACAAA